This is a messenger RNA of Hibiscus syriacus, 690 nucleotides long. Its product is annotated as F-box/LRR-repeat protein At3g59210-like. The coding region runs from base 1 to 690 and encodes 229 amino acids. The record is from RefSeq and is a predicted model, not a curated record. The transcript has 3 exons. Lineage: Eukaryota; Viridiplantae; Streptophyta; Magnoliopsida; Malvales; Malvaceae.
AUGCCCUUUAGGGGGAGGGACUAUUGGGUGAGGUGGGAUGACAGGGAGGAAGGUUAUUUACGCCUUAAUGGUUGGAUAUGCGUUGAACUGUGCUGUGGUGUCAAGGAAAUUGAUAUUAUGUUUGCAUAUAAAGAUGUUCCCACUUUACGAACUCUUCUGUUUAUUUGCCGGUCACUGGUGACAUUGACAUUGAAUAUCAGAGGUAACAUGAAGGUUCUAUCUAGCGCUUGUUUGCCAAAUCUGAAGACUCUACACUUCGAAUACUCCAUAUUUCAAGAAGGUUAUUCAGUUCUUAGGUUAAUUUCCAAUUGCAAUGUCCUGGAAAAUUUGGAAUUUAUUUAUUGCGAGUUUCAUGGCAUAAGUGAGAUCAAUAUUCAUAACCUUUCCCUUAAGAGGUUGGUUUUAGAUUUUGGUAUGAUGCACGUUCGUUCUCUCAAAGGUUACAAUGUCAUCGAGAUUAAUACCCCGAAUCUUGUUUAUUUCAAAUAUAUUGAUGCGAUGGCUGAAGGCUAUACGUUAAGUGACAUGAAAUCUCUAGAAAGAGCUGAUAUUGCAAUCACUCUAUUAGCUAAUGUGGAUUAUGAACGUGCAACAAAUCUUCUCAAGAGAAUUUGCAAUGUACAUUCUCUUUGUUUAGACAUUAGCGGUCGUUCCAAAACGCUUCUUCCGACGCCUCUUGAUCCGGCUUAA